CUUUACUUCGAUAGUUAUCUAUAAACGCGUUUAAACCACGGUUUACCGUAAAAAUGUUUCCUUUUCAUUUUUGUAUAUUUGCAUUUGGAUUAUGUUUAAUUUUCUGUAAUAGUAUCUCAAACGUGUUUUGUGAUGGAAGUGUUUGUUCUGAAGCUCCUUAUCCAGCAGAGAUAUUUUCUUCAAUGGCCAAGAUGCAAGAACAUUUACGUGAAACGCGUGUCGCAAUGCGAAAAGUUCUCCCAGGUCUGAAAAGCAAAGUUCAAGAACAAAAGACUAGGCUGGAGACUAUAAAAGGUUAUGUAAAGCAUCUGUCUGAGUUAUCCGGAGAGGAGAUUCGCCAACCAAACUUCACGGUUCACCAUCCUCUGAAUGCUUACCGCUUCAUUCGGAACCACUCGAUCAUCCACAACGAGACGGCCACAAAACUCGUUUCUGAAAUAAAGUUAUAUGAAAAAGAAAAGGUCGAAAUUCUAAAGAUGUUGAACGAAUUGCCUAAACUUGCUGACACGGAUUAUGAGGGUGCCAUUCAUGGCAUUACAACUCUACAAUCAAUCUAUGACUUAAAGACAUCCGAUAUAGCAAAUGGAAAAAUCAGGAAUUAUACAUCAGGAAUAAUACUCACUGCAAUAGAGUGUUUGGACAUCGCCAUGUACUGUUUUCUGAACAAUAAGCCUUACCAAGGACACGCGUGGUUAACACAGGCUGCAGGCAAAUGUCUGGCAGAAGGGAACAUCACGACAACAGUGACCAGGAUAAACAUUGUAGCGGCAAAGGCGGCGUCUUUGGUCAAUCAACCCGAGGCAGCUGUCUUCUAUUAUAACGAGGUCGUCAAGAUUCGUGACAGUAGGUACCAUCGCCUCAAGCUUAAAGAGUACCUAACGGAAACAGAUGGGACAGCAAUCACUGACCUUCCGCAAGAUUACACGAAACCUGCAGUAAUGAACAGAGAACAACUUCUACAUAGUGAACUUUGCAAAGGACACCAAGUGAACCAUUUACUCACACUACCAAAGCCCUGGCGUCCUCUCGAAUGUCGACUAGAAACGAGGGACCACCCAUUACUUCUCCUUCAGCCAAUCAAAAUGGAGGAAAAGAGUCUAGACCCAUAUAUCGUCGUCGUCCAUGAUAUAAUAACCCCAAUUGAAAGCGAUCGAGUCAGCCGAACAGCGUCUCCUAGACUUCAGCGCUCGGCUGUUGGUAUUGGCAAGUCCAUCGUACAUAAAAUGCGGACAAGUCAACAUAUAUUUCUUGAUAGACAAGAAUACGUCAAGAACACAACGUUUAUCAAAAGAGUAGAAGCGUUUACGGGACUUAACAGCAGGUCAUAUGAACAGUAUCAAAUCGGAAACUAUGGAGUCGGUGGAGAAUAUUACUUACACCACGAUUACUUCCCCAAUACGAACGUGUCGAGCGAGGAUUCGUUUACAUCCGAUCAACGAAUAGCGACUUUCAUGGUUUAUUUGUCUGACGUACAAGCCGGGGGCGCCACCGUGUUUCCUAAUGCCGGGAUAAGCCUCUUUCCAAACAAGGGCAGCGCUGUUUUUUGGUACAACUUGUUCAACAACGGGACGGAACAUCCCGACACACUACACGCCGCGUGUCCGGUGUUGCUAGGCAGCAAGUGGGUGGGGAACCUGUGGAUCCGUCGUCACGGUCAAGAGUUCACAAAACCGUGUGACCUUGACCGUUACCAUAGCGACUGGAGUUAGAAGACUAGUUUGACUUGCUUGAUUAGUAACAAUUUGAAGACUAUACAUGUAUUAGAGGGGAAUCGUCGGCUUUUCAAAAGUGAUUAAAAUCUUAUAAAAACACUUUUAAUAGUUACCAAGGUGAUAAUUUAAGCUAUUAACUUAGUUGCAUAAAUAUACUUUUAAAAUAACCUCAAUUCGCCUGCAGCGUCAACCGAUUCCAUGUCCUCUUAGUCUGCAGUCGUACACAUUAUCAAAGUCACUCACCCAGUCAUAAUGUUUGGUA
Mya arenaria is the source of this 1974-nucleotide messenger RNA. Its product is annotated as prolyl 4-hydroxylase subunit alpha-1-like. The transcript is spliced from 14 exons. Bases 54 to 1709 code for a protein of 551 amino acids. Gene Ontology annotation, biological process: peptidyl-proline hydroxylation to 4-hydroxy-L-proline. The record is from RefSeq and is a predicted model, not a curated record. Gene Ontology annotation, molecular function: protein binding; iron ion binding; procollagen-proline 4-dioxygenase activity. Gene Ontology annotation, cellular component: endoplasmic reticulum. Lineage: Eukaryota; Metazoa; Mollusca; Bivalvia; Myida; Myidae.